AUGAGACUCGGUAGAUCUUCUGAAGAUGUAGCUUAUGCCAAUUGGUUGAGUAGAAUGCCAAAAAAUGAGCGACUCAAAGAUCUCAAUGAUAUGUUACUUGAGAGAUUACCUGGAGAAUGCACAGUUUUUGAGUCAAUUAAUGAAGUGGAUGAUGGUUUAAAUGGUGCUACUGAUAACAGGAAUUUACCUCCAGAAUAUUUACAUGCAUUGAACAAUUCUUCUCUUCCCUUAGCAACUUUGAAAUUGAAGAAAAACGCCCCCAUUAUGUUGCUCAGAAACUUGGAUCCAGCUAAUGGAUUAUGUAACGGAACAAGGAUGAUCAUUACAGGUUUGUCCCGUCAUGUUUUAGAAGCUCAAAUUAUUUCGGGGCGUUUUCAAGGCGAGUAUAGAUUGAUUCCCAGAAUCAAAUUUAUAAAUGAAGAUUUUGGUUUUGUUCUUUGUUUGGGUUUACAAUUAACAAGUCCCAGGGGCAAUCUUUAA
This is a messenger RNA of Hemisphaericaspora subhashii, 480 nucleotides long. RefSeq lists its product as uncharacterized. The coding region runs from base 1 to 480 and encodes 159 amino acids. NCBI's taxonomy places the organism in Eukaryota, Fungi, Ascomycota, Pichiomycetes, Serinales, Debaryomycetaceae. The transcript is spliced from 2 exons. The record is from RefSeq and is a predicted model, not a curated record.